UCGCUUUAUGUGUUUUUGCCAGGAAAGCAGGAAUUCCAGCGGAGUCCUUGGAGUUUUAGUAACAGGGCGGAAGUGUUACCCGUAAGGAGUGUGUGAGAGUGUGUUUGGGGGACUUCAGCGGGGACGCAGGUGACAUGAUGUGGGCUCGGUUGAUGGUUGGGGUCGGGGGGUCGGGGCUCGGGCUGCGGGCUUCCAGGGACACCUGGCUGCGGGUCGCUGGAGCUGGAUGUGCGGGGCAGCAGCAGCUGCAGCAGCAGAGGCUCGCUUCAAGCGCAGAGGCUUCCUUGAAGAAGACUGCGCUGUUUGACUUCCACAGGGGACAGGGUGGAAAGAUGGUGGAGUUUGCAGGCUGGAGUAUGCCUGUCCAGUACAAAGACAGUCACAUCACCUCACACAUGCACACCAGAGGGCACUGCUCCAUCUUUGAUGUCAGCCACAUGCUGCAGACCAAAGUCCAUGGAAGAGACAGGGUGAAGUUCAUGGAGUCUCUUGUGGUUGCAGAUAUUGCAGAACUCAAAGACAACCAGGGUACAUUGACCCUCUUCACCAAUGAGAAAGGAGGAAUUAUUGAUGACCUCAUAGUGACAAAGACAGACCAGGGCUACCUCUAUGUCGUCUCCAACGCUGGCUGCGCCGAUAAAGACUCGGCUCAUAUGAAGGCCAGACUGGCAGAGUUCAAAGCUUCAGGUUCUGAUGUGGACCUUGAGUUCCUUGACGAAGCGUUGAUUGCUGUGCAAGGUCCGUCCAUGUCUCGGGUGCUCCAGGAGGGGCUGAAGGACGACCUCAGCAAGUUGACCUUCAUGACCUCCACGCUGGCCACUGUAUUCGGUAUUCCUGGCUGCAGGGUCACCCGCUGUGGAUACACUGGAGAGGAUGGGGUGGAGAUCUCUGUACCUCAGUCACGAGUGGUGGAGCUGACCGAGAAGCUGCUGGCUAACAGUGAGGUGAAGUUGGCUGGUCUGGGUGCCAGAGACAGUCUGCGGCUGGAGGCGGGGCUUUGUCUCUAUGGCAACGACAUAGAUGAGACCACCACGCCUGUGGAGGCCACCCUAGUCUGGACCAUAGGAAAGCGUCGGCGGCAGACCAAGGAUUUCCCAGGAGCUGAUAUUAUUGUACCUCAGAUCAAAACCAAGACAGCCAGGAAGAGAGUUGGUCUGGUGUCCACUGGCCCCCCCGUCAGACAACACACACCCAUACUCGAUCCUGAUGGAAAGGUCAUAGGUGAGGUGACCAGUGGCUGCCCCUCUCCCUGUCUGAAAAAGAAUGUUGCCAUGGGUUACGUGGAUGCGGCAUUUGCUAAGAAUGGAACAGCCAUCCAGGUGGAGGUCAGGAAAAAAGCAGUGCCUGCCACCGUCAGCAAGAUGCCCUUCGUCCCCACCAACUACUAUUCUGGAUAGGAGGGGCACACACUGUCAUGCACACACAUACAGAGUGCACACACUGAGACUGGACCAUUUCACUACUCUGUCCCUUAGUUAUAUGUGCUGCCGCCAUUUGUUUACCUUCAGCAAUGCAGCACCUGUAUAAGAAUGAAGACCUAAUGAUUAGUGAGUCCUCUGAGAGAAAAUGAGCAAAAAUGAUAAGCAUUUAUACAGUACAAUAGGUGUUCUGGUUUAAUGUCAUCAGUUCAUUAUUAAGCAGUGCAUUUCCUGUGUGUGUUUAAGCACCACAGUGUCCAGUAUUGUGGUUUCACCUGUGGAUGGGUGUGCAUGACAUAAAUUACAAACAGUAUUGUUUAGUCCAGUAAUGUGUAUUUAAUGAGAUGGGGCUAGAUGCUGUUAACACGGUUCAUAGACCAAGUUUUUUCUUUUUCUAUUUUGCAAGUGGACAGCAGAUUGAACUGAAUGAACUUACUGCACGUUCAGUAAGAACAAAAACAGUGAGGGCUGUGUGGAUCCAUGAGGCAAAAGUAUUUAAUUAACUUUUUCUUGUAGAAUAAUUGUUUUGUUAAUGAAACAUGACGACAUUUCCUUUACACUGGACCAAAACAAAGAGAUUCCAAAUGGUUCUUUUGACAUUAAAGCACUACAUGUCUUCAGUUUUUUUUUAAGGUCUUUCAAAUAACAGAGCCAAAUUUCCAUUCAUAUUGUGGUUACUCUUAAACUGCUUUAUGAAGGGAGGUCAAAAGGGACCAGCUCAUAAUGCCUCCAACACAAAAGUGCUAGCUGAAAUAUGCCAUUUAACACAAAUUUGCCAGUUUGUAGAUUUUUUUUCUUAAUCAACAGAUUUUUCAACAGAAAUUCUUCUCUGGGGGGAUUUCGAGGGAGUUCUGGUUCUUUCUGUUGAUAUGGUCAGUAACCUGAUCUCCACAUCAGAUCAUGAUGAAGAUAUUUACACUACAUGAGGUGCGAUGAUGACCUAACUUGAAAGAUGUUAAAUAUCAUUAUGUUUGUUCGGUCUGGCGACUGAUUAAAUGAAAUUUCCAUGUUAAACUAGGACGUUGUCCUUAGUUUUUGUAGAGUUUUGAAUGUCUUAUUUUACAAAAACAAUAACACAAGUAACAUAGAACUAAAACUACUGAUUAACAGGUUGUCAUUUCUUGUCACCUUUGUGCAUUACUGUGGAUUUUAAUUUUUAACUGAAUUGCCAUGUAAACAUUUUAAAUAGAAUUGUUUAUUUGGUUAUAAAAUAUCUUCUCUUUGUUAAAGACAACUUCUUUUUCAUUUC
Messenger RNA from Scatophagus argus, 2667 nucleotides. It is a transcript of the gene amt, whose product is annotated as aminomethyltransferase. NCBI's taxonomy places the organism in Eukaryota, Metazoa, Chordata, Actinopteri, Scatophagidae. The transcript is spliced from 9 exons. Gene Ontology annotation, molecular function: protein binding; aminomethyltransferase activity. Gene Ontology annotation, cellular component: mitochondrion. Gene Ontology annotation, biological process: glycine catabolic process. Bases 135 to 1397 code for a protein of 420 amino acids. The record is from RefSeq and is a predicted model, not a curated record.